Molecule: messenger RNA, 1924 nt
Organism: Oryzias melastigma (Indian medaka)
Lineage: Eukaryota; Metazoa; Chordata; Actinopteri; Beloniformes; Adrianichthyidae
Gene: pak1ip1
Product: PAK1 interacting protein 1
Exons: 10
Coding region: 645-1718 (357 amino acids)
Molecular function (GO): protein binding
Source: RefSeq, a predicted model, not a curated record
UUUUCUUUAUUUCUGGUGGAGGCCAAACUAUAUUUUCAAUCAAUCGUUUUUUCAAAAAACUUAAAGGGCGUGAAAUUUCUUGAAAUUUGCUUUCAAUAUAAAAUAAUUCUAAAUGUUUUUUUUUUUAUCUUAUUUUUAUUUACUCACUGUAUGACGUUUUUUGUUUGUUUUUACACCCGGCAUUUUAUGUUAUUUUAUUUUUGUUAAUUUGUUUUUGUUUUUAUAAAUGUGCAAUAUAAAGUAAUGGCUAUUUUACACAUAGACAUAGUUCAACCUCAUGAAAAGGGAAAUUAUUUAUUGUUCAUACUUUCACUUAAAAAGAUAUUGGACCUUUUAAAUUGUUUUUGAACCGAUCAAGUUUUUUAUGCUAGUAGCCAGGCUUUUAUUUUGAAAGCUUCUACAAAACAAACCCAGAAACGCUUUUGCGCAUGCGCGACUUUUCCACAUGUUUGUUGCUAGCAGUAGUGCUGACUAUUAGUUAGCGCGAGAUAUUUCGUUGGUCUCUAAAUCGUUUUUCUAAAUUAGGCAUCAGCUUGCGUGUUUAUCAUUUGUUUAUCAGUGCAGGAUACAUUAUUCCGAUUGAAGAAGAAGGAGAAUACUUUUAAAGGAAGUGAGUUAGCUAGCUAGCCCAGCAGCAGAGGAGCAUGGCAGCAGCAGUGCUGGGACUUGUGGCUGGAAGCUACGAGCAGAUCAUCGUUGGUUACCGAGUAAAAACUGGUGAAAAAGAGUGGACCGCUGAGGCUGACUUCACACAUCACACUCACACAGCUUCCAUCUCAGCUGUAGCAGCCAGCCAGAGGUUUGUCGUCACAGGAAGCAAAGAUGAGACCAUUCAGUUGUAUGACAUGAAGAAACGAACCGAGCAUGGGGCUUUGCUGCAUCACGAUGGCACCAUCACUUGCCUUCAGUUUUAUGGGGAUUCUCAUUUACUGAGCGGAGCAGAGGACGGACUGAUGUGCGUGUGGAGCACAAAGAAGUGGGAGUGUCUGAAGUCCAUUAAAGCUCAUAAAGGUCACGUCACAUCAUUGUCCGUCCAUCCUUCAGGAAAACUUGCUCUCUCAGUUGGAACAGACAAGACUCUAAGAACCUGGAAUCUCGUUAAUGGAAGGUCCGCUUUCAUCAAAAACAUCAAACAAAAUGCACACAUAGUUAGAUGGUCUCCUGAUGGGGACAAAUAUGUGGUGGUGAUAAAUGAUAAAGUCGACAUCUACAAGCUGGAGACGGCCUCUGUCACGGGAACAAUCACAAACCCCAAAAGGAUCUCCUCUCUCAAGUUCCUAAAUAACUCCAUCUUGGCCGUUGCUGGAGAUGACGAGUCGGUUCGGUUAUGUGACGUUGAAAAAGCCAAGUGGGUGUGUGAGUUCAAGGCUCAUGAAACCAGAGUGAAAGCGGUUGAUAGUUUCACAACGGAGGAUUAUUGUGUUUUGGUGACUGCUUCAAAUGAUGGCUUCAUCAAAAUGUGGAAAAUCCAUCUGAAAGAGAAGUUGGAGUCUCCGACUCUUCUGGGGGAAGUGAACACAUCAGCCAGACUGACCUGCCUUGCUGUGUGGAUCCCGUCCUCAGUACAGCAAACGGAUGAGAAACCAGCAUCUGAAGCAACCACAUCUAAAGAUCUUACCCAAGUUCUUGCAAAAAAGAGGAGAGUCCAAAUUGCUGCCGAAGAAGUCAUUCUAGAGGAUGAGAGCAAACCUAAGAAGAAGAAAAAGAGCGGAAAAUAAUAAAGAUGUAUUUAUGCAUUUACACCAUAUCAGUUUAUUGUGUCAUAUGUAAAUUUGCUUUGUCACACUGAUACAAUUCAAUGUUGUUUUUAAGAUAAUGGUUCCUCUUUGUCUGUUGUUGCCAUCCCGCCAUUAAAAACUUGUUGCUUUUCUGAAAAAAAUAGAUAAAGAUUAUUAGAAAAUAAAUGCUUUUAUUUGUGCUGUAA